UCUUUCGCAUCGUCCGCGUUAUGCAUCUUUUUGAAAGCAAGCUCAGUGCUGGAACGCAAAGUAGUGGGGCCUGGCGAGAGAGGCCCUCAGACAAGACUCGUCAACCGAGCCAAACAUCUCAGCGCACGCUCCGCCAGGGUCCUGAGCCCUCGUACCUGACGGUCGCCCCGGCCGCCCAGAUGACCCCAUUGAUGGUCGAGAAGUCAGCACUUUCCCAUCAAGUGCAAAGCAUGUCUUAAGUAACGUGUUCAAGGAUGCCUUGCCAUAUCAACUAUUUGCGAUGCGACACGGCAGCGCGACUACGUCUGCAAGCUGCAUGUCAAAAAGGCACGUUGUGCAUCGUGACACAACAGCAUAGCCGUGCCUGGAUGCUGGGACGUCUGCGCUCGUUAUGGCACCUCGAAUUGUCGACACAUGCGGAAGAUCAAUCUUGUCGUGCACGGGUGGCAAAUGACCUACAUCGUCCAUUGGACUUGGAAUUGCAUUGCAAUUUGUACGUACACUGUACAGACAGUGCCCAACCACAUGCAGAGCAGAUCUCGAACUUUCGGCAGCGCAAGACACCACAUGAGGUGCGAGACACGGUUUUAACCAACUCAGUAUUGUCUUUCCUCUCGAGUCUGCGCAUUCAGAACGUGAACUUGAACGACUCUAGGCUCGCUCCGCUUGGACCGAAAAGCACGACAGGACCGCCGACAUCCUCGUUCGCUGGACCCCUUGUAUUAUCAUCUCCAGCGUGGUCACUCCUUCGAUCCUUCUCAUCCAGUACCUCUAUGAUUGCAGCUGCCAGAUCACCAUCUUCUUCAUCGUCUGUCGUGGUUCCUGGGGUAUUUGGUCCAUUCGUGAAUUUCAAAUCUCCAGCACCAUUCGUAAACAGGGGCUACUGACCGCCCUGCACUCGACCGAGCUCGAAUGCCCGCUUCAGAGACGGCGUCAGAGCCUGCGUGUGGAAGUUCCGCACAUGUUCUAGGAA
Molecule: messenger RNA, 973 nt
Organism: Didymella exigua CBS 183.55
Lineage: Eukaryota; Fungi; Ascomycota; Dothideomycetes; Pleosporales; Didymellaceae
Exons: 2
Coding region: 255-887 (210 amino acids)
Source: RefSeq, a predicted model, not a curated record